Messenger RNA from Charadrius vociferus (killdeer), 474 nucleotides. It is a transcript of the gene HSD17B10, whose product is annotated as hydroxysteroid (17-beta) dehydrogenase 10. Gene Ontology annotation, biological process: estrogen metabolic process; androgen metabolic process; fatty acid metabolic process. The record is from RefSeq and is a predicted model, not a curated record. Gene Ontology annotation, cellular component: mitochondrion. Gene Ontology annotation, molecular function: estradiol 17-beta-dehydrogenase [NAD(P)+] activity. NCBI's taxonomy places the organism in Eukaryota, Metazoa, Chordata, Aves, Charadriiformes, Charadriidae. The transcript is spliced from 4 exons. The annotation marks the transcript as partial.
GUGGGUCAAGCCGCCUACUCGGCCUCCAAAGGCGGCAUCGUGGCCAUGACGCUCCCCAUCGCCCGCGACUUGGCGCCCUUGGGCAUCCGGGUGGUCACCAUCGCGCCGGGGUUGUUCUCCACCCCGUUGUUGGCCGGUUUGCCGGAGAAAGUACGGAAUUUUUUGGGUCAACAAGUGCCUUUUCCGUCUCGGUUGGGACAUCCCGGGGAGUACGCCCACCUCGUCCAGGCCUUGGUGGAGAACCCCAUGGUCAACGGGGAGGUGGUGAGGUUGGCAGGGGCCCUCCGCAUGCAGGUGACCUUGAGGUUGGUGGCGGCCGUGACCUUGGGGCUGGUGGUGGUCAUGGUGAACCUGGUGGGGACCUUCAACGUCAUCCGCUUGAGCGCCCAACUGAUGAGCCACAACAAACCCGACCCCGAUGGCCACCGGGGGUUGGUGGUCAACACGGCCAGCGUGGCCGCCUUCGAGGGGCAG